Messenger RNA from Ooceraea biroi (clonal raider ant), 1254 nucleotides. It is a transcript of the gene sinu, whose product is annotated as claudin family member sinuous. Gene Ontology annotation, biological process: septate junction assembly; regulation of tube size, open tracheal system. Gene Ontology annotation, cellular component: septate junction; membrane. The record is from RefSeq and is a predicted model, not a curated record. Lineage: Eukaryota; Metazoa; Arthropoda; Insecta; Hymenoptera; Formicidae.
GCUUGGGUGUGGUUAUUAGUGCCGUGGGACCGUCAGGUAGGAGCACAGGCUUUCAUGAGACUGCUGUAACUUUCGCUGAACGCAGGCGGUCCGGGUGUCACGUCUGAGCUGACCGGAGCGACAUGAAGAAGCGCAGCUUGUCCGGCAACGUCGGCGUCGGCGUGUUCCUGCUGGCGUUCCUGUGCGUGUGCGUCGCAUUUGGCACGCCCGCGUGGCUGGUGAGCGACCCGAGGAUCAUCGGGGCGCAGCUCGACCGACUCGGCCUCUGGCGACACUGCUUCAGGUCGCUGCCGAAUCCCCAGGAGUCCGACGCGCCCAAGCGCUUCUUCGUCGGCUGCAGAUGGGUCUACGAUCCGUUCACCGCGGGCUACUCCGAGAUCCGUGGAUUCCUGCUGCCUCCGUUCAUGAUAGCCACCCAAGUGUUCUUCACGCUGUGCUUCCUACUGGGCCUGAUAUCGUUCUGCCUGAUACUGCUCUUCACCCUGUGCUGCGACCCAGAGCGCAAGAGAUACAUCGAACUGAUAAGCACCAUCGGUUACUUGACGCUGGCGAGUGGUCUCAGCGGUGCAUUGGCGGUCAUCAUAUUCGCCUGCCUCGGGAACGCCGACGGCUGGAUGCCCGGACACGCGAAUAAUUAUCUGGGGUGGUCGUUCGCCCUGGGCGUCAUAGGCAGCGUGCUGACGCUGAUCGCGAGCGGUCUCUUCCUGGUGGAGGCAAACGUGCAACGAAAGAAACGCAAUUACCUGAAGGAAUCUCAAACUCGCUUUCAGCUCGAAUCUCGUGCCUGAACGAACGAGUCGCAUUUAGCGCGUUUAGCACUGACAAAUUCGUAGCAACAUUCCGUCCACAAGGUGCAACUCUCUUACUCUUAAUGUAUCUUUCCGCGAAACGUGUACAAAAGUUGAUCUGUAUUAAUUUAAGCCUAGGCUAAAAUACGUAAGUUUUUUGCUAUUUUUAUAUGGCGUUUUGUACCUCGUACGCUCUUCGUACACUCUUUGAGCAGUCGGAAAUUAUUUACCUGUACGAGAACUUGAGACGAUGAUAUUAUUAUACGUAAUAGCGUCAUUCACAAUUUACUCAUUCCCGAUGUAUUCAUUGACAGAAUGACGCGUAAUUCGCUCGAGCGACAAGAUUUCACAGAAACUGGAAACGAGCGCUCAGAAGCGAUCAUGGUUUCCCUGCUUCAGAGCGAAUUACGCCAUAAUCUGUACAUUGUAUCUAUAUAUAUAUAAAUACACAUAUGUUUACUGCUAA